AUGGCGAACGCUCUGUCAUCUUUGCGCCCCGAAAGCGUGCGCGAGCUGCUCUCAGCCAUCUCACCCCUAAUCUCAUGGAAGGCGCUAGCUCUGCUGCUAGCAAUCAUUAACUUGAAGAACAUGCCGCUCAUUUGGCACGAUCCCUAUUUUCCCAAGGGGACACCACUAGUCACUCACAGCGGGAAGCCGACGCAUCCGGUAUUCGUGUCGUACGGCAUCUCAUCCAGAGCACCAAUUCUGGAGACGGAUUACAAUCAGCACAAGUCCAACAGCACGUACUUCUCCGACCUGGACGUGGCCCGCACGGCCCUGGUGACCCGUCUAUACAGCCCCGGAGCUUCAAUCGUGAGCAAGGAGCUCGACGCAGAGCUCCUAAAAGCCAGUCAUCGGGACGGCACGAAGCCCCCCAAGCGCAAGGGCAUUUAUGUAGCCCUGGGCUCGGUCUACUGCAGCUUCAAGCGCGAGAUCAAGCCCUUUGAAUUGUACGAGAUGGAGACCAAGGUUAUCGCCUGGGACCAGAAGUGGAUGUACGUUAUGACGUUCUUUUUCCGGCCUGCGAGCCGGAAAGGCGGCGAGAAGACGCUCUUCGCGACUGCUCUGAGCAAGUACGUCGUCAAGAAGGGACGGCUGACCGUGCCGCCGGAGAGAGUCCUGCGGGCCAGUGGCUUCCUGCCUCCGCGGCCGGAGGGUUCUGCCGCACCUGAGGUGACUACCUCGGCUGAGGCAUCGGGCAUGGGGACACCGGUCAACGGAGAGGGCCUUACGGCUAGUGCUUCGGGGGUAGACGGGUCUUUAGUGCGGGAAGUGCUGAAGUUGCGGGAGGAGGACAUGCCGGAACCGAAAUCGCUGGAGGCGGAAAAGAAGAGCAACACUGCGUCGUGGGACUCGAAUGAGUGGACAUGGGAGCGGAUUGAGCAGGAACGGCUGCGUGGGUUGAAAGUCAUAGAAGGAUAUUCAACGAUGGAUGCUAAGCUGUACGAAGAGUGGCAGCGUUAG
Aspergillus fischeri NRRL 181 is the source of this 996-nucleotide messenger RNA. Its product is annotated as acyl-CoA thioesterase. The record is from RefSeq and is a predicted model, not a curated record. Bases 1 to 996 code for a protein of 331 amino acids. The transcript is spliced from 2 exons. Lineage: Eukaryota; Fungi; Ascomycota; Eurotiomycetes; Eurotiales; Aspergillaceae.